This is a messenger RNA of Pyricularia pennisetigena, 657 nucleotides long. RefSeq lists its product as uncharacterized. The record is from RefSeq and is a predicted model, not a curated record. The coding region runs from base 1 to 657 and encodes 218 amino acids. NCBI's taxonomy places the organism in Eukaryota, Fungi, Ascomycota, Sordariomycetes, Magnaporthales, Pyriculariaceae. The transcript is spliced from 2 exons.
AUGCUAAGCAGAUUUUACAGCAACCAUACCCCGGCCAGGAAAGACUGCCGCGCGGCCAUUUACUUUGUAGAUCCUGCCUUUCCACCAAUCACAUACUUUUAUGACUCAGGAUCCUGUCAUUUUGGAUCGGAAAACGCCAGCUUCCAGGUGCCCAUCAGUGUGCCGAAUGGUGAUGCAUAUGUGACCUGGACGUGCGGGGCGGCAGCACAUAUGUGUAUGCGCGCUAAUGUUUCGGAGGGACGCGGUACCCUUCGAGCUCCCCAGUCACAAGACGGGACUAUUUCUUGUCAAAAGUGGUCCCAGAAUGGUAACACGACAUUGUCGGCGUCUUUUCACUCUGUGGAAGGUGGUUCGACCACAAAUACAGGCAGAGGCACAACUUCGAGUACAAGCACAACGUCAAGCACAACGCCAAGCACAAGCAUAAUUGUAACCACAGCCGCAAGCCCCGCGAGUUCUGUGGUUACCAGCGAGGAUCAAUCCAUCCCACGCUCCAAUUUAUCCAAUACCGUGAGCCCCAGCGCUGACGGCAAUGGUUUUGUUCAGGUUAGCACCGCUUCUCGUCUUGCAGCCCCUGACAUCGCUCGAGGUUUGGUUACAGUAACUCGAACCGUUACAACUCUAUUUACAACUAUUGUAAUAUCCGAGUCGCGUUGA